Molecule: messenger RNA, 1406 nt
Organism: Phaeodactylum tricornutum CCAP 1055/1
Lineage: Eukaryota; Bacillariophyta; Bacillariophyceae; Surirellales; Neidiaceae
Exons: 1
Coding region: 61-1269 (402 amino acids)
Source: RefSeq, a predicted model, not a curated record
UACCCAUUCGCUUCUUGCUCGCAUGGUUGUUACGAGAUCAUUUCCCGUUUUCUUUCCACCAUGAUGAAAUUCUCAAAGCACUCGUGUACCGUAACGCUGCUAAUUUCGCUAUCGAUUGGUCGGACCCUGUUCCACUUUCGGGAUUACACCGGCUCGUCUCUGCAGGAUUACGGCGUCUCGCAGCGUCGCGAAGCGGACGAAGGGCCAACCCGAAACGAUUUCCGGGCGACCAAGUCGGAUUCGCCAAACCCGUACAACGCCAUCGACACGGCGGUUGGCAAAUGCGCCAUCAAUCUGUUCGGGUUGCCCCGAGCAUUCGAGUCCCUGGUGUUGCCGUCGCUGGUCCAGAAUGUGAUUGGUCCCAACGCGCUCUACAACUGUGAUUUCUUUGUUCACUACUUUUACUUGACGCACGAACAGGCGGGUCGAUCGGGUUCCGGUGGUCGCAUCAACCCGGACGAGGUACUGUUACUGAAAGAAGCCGUUCACGCCGUUUCACCCGACUCGGUGGUGGAGAUUCGGUACGAUCACGAACAACACUUUUGGGAUCAGUAUCAAGCGUUUCUGGACAAGGUCCGGACGACCAACGGAACCGACGGACACUACUUGUAUUAUCCGUGGCGUGACAAUACGUUCGUGUAUCCGCAGACGAUAGACAAUAUAAUCAAAAUGUGGCACAGCGUCCAAUCGGCUUGGGAAACAAUGACGGAGCAGGAAGGCGUAACGUCGGAGCGGUACGAUCGUGUGGCCAUGUUGCGGUUGGACGUGCUGUACGUGACCCCGAUUGAUGUCUUUCGAGUGCACCGGCAACCUUUACCGGAGCGUACCAAAGUAGCCGUGGUUCCCGCCUUUGCGCGGUUCCCCGUGAACGAUCGCAUGAUUGUGGGACCACGCGACGCGGUAGAAAUAUGGGCUGCCCAGCGAUUUGAACGUAUCGAGACGCACGUGCAGCUCGUGCAAACGAAAGAUCCGGGCUGGGGCAUUCACGACGAAAGAUUCAUGAGUUGGACGGUUUUUCCGGCCAUUCGAGCGACCAACACGACCAUUGUGGAAGACAACUUUAUCUGUUUCUUCCGCGCCCGCGCGGACGAGACGGUGCAGAUUAGCGAUUGCCAGAACGGGGACCAGAACGCUGCCGCUCGGUCCAUCGUGAAGAGUCUUGGAAAAAACAGGGUAAAACUGGUGGAGUCGAUCCUGGGACGGAAAUGUCUCAAUCGAACAAUCCAUGCACGCUCGAAAAUAAGCCUGUCCUGUCCAAAAACACUAUAGCCUAAACGUAAAUAGUUCGGAUUGAUAGAUAUACCCUUUUUCUACCGGUUCGCACCGUGACGAAGAGUAGAAAGUACGAGUUCGCGAUAAACGAGCGUUCUUUUGGGCCUCGUCACUUCGCGGGUCGAGAGAGCCCG